AUGGCGGGGUUGCCUGUGGCAACGUCCUUCACGGAAUCCAAGCCUGCUUUCGCUAAGAGAGCUUUGGAGGUCGGGCUAGCGCAAGCCGAAGUGGACCAUCUUGUCUCCAAACAGGUUGACACUCUCUCGAAGUUAGCUUUUGUCCUGGUUCCUCCUGGGAAGGUUCCUGAGGACAGUGCAGUCGUUGGGCUGCUCCCAGCAGGUUCAAGUCAGGGAGCCAUAGCAGGGCUCAAGCGGCUUCUUUUCGAAGCCCAUACAUUGAUUGUGUCAGCCCUCAAACAAAAGGUGGAGCGCACUGAGGAGUCCUUGCCUCUCACUCUUGACAUAGCCGAGCGAGAAGAUCGUUUGGUAAGCCAGAAAACACGUUUGGGCGGGUUGACAUUUCAAGGUGAAGAGGAGGUUGCACAUGGUGCAUAUGACCUUGUCUUCUCGAUGGCCCAGAAGAACGAGCUCAUUUGGUUGGCGCCUGAGAAGUUCAACACGCGGCGUGCAGAAAUAAGUGCCAAGAAGCCUUCUAAAGAGCUCGUCAUAGAUGGGAGCGGCGUUGCGGUUAAGGAUAAGCCCCAGGUCCUCAACUGUGCCAUCAACUCUGAACUAGACUUGGUUUUGGCCAUGCGCCGCAGAGCGCUUGCAUUCGACCUUGUUGGGCUCAUGAGUUUUGAUGUGGCUAACCGCUAUCAUCAGGCACUUGUUCAACGUCUCCAGGAGGCUCCCCCUCCCAACUAUGCCAAGGUCUCUAUUGCUCAGGUUCUCCGCGCUGAUCGAGCGGCAUUCCUCCGGCUGGCAGAGUUGCUGCCCACUUUGCGCCGCAGCGGCGUGGGCAAACUUCCGUUGGACGAGCAGCUUCCCAACAUCCUGCUCGACCCUUCAGUCGCUUACCACUUGUUUCCCCUGCCAGCAGGUUCAACCUCCACUGCAAAGUUGGAUGACAAGCCCGAUCCACCUACCAAGCGUCCGAAUCCUCGCCUUCCGAACCCUAAGAAGGCUCCAAAGAGGUAUGCUUUCUCGGGCUUCGCCGCGUCAGACAGAACUGUUGCAGCUGAGGCUACUCUUCAACGACUUGAAGGGCAGCCUUUGAGUGAGGUCGUGACCGUGGAGGUCUUUUGCGGAACUGGGCGGCUCAGUGCUUCCCUUCGUAGUGAAGGUUUUGAUGCCUUCGGUGUUGACCAUGUGGUCGGCAAAACUGCAUGUUGUUCAGUCCUUCAGCUUGAUCUUACUUGUGAGGCCUCCAUUGCACAUCUGUGGAGCAUCUUGAAGGAUCCCGCUGUCAAAUUCAUUCAUUUUGCGCCGCCCUGCGGUACCGCAAGCAGGGCCCGUGACAUCCAGUUUCCCGGAGCCCCACCUGUCCUCCGCAAUGAGAGCCACCCCGAAGGGGUUCCUGAUCUUUCGGAGAUCCCUGCACUUAGAGUGCAAAAGGCUAACAUGCUGUAUAAGUUGACUCUUGAGCUAAGUUCUUACUGUCUUCUGAACGGCAAAUAUUUUUCCUGUGAAAAUCCGAGACGCAGCUACCUUUGGCUGCUUCCUCAGUGGCAGCAGUUCUUGAAGCGCUCGGAUGUCUUUCAAACUGUCUUUCAUCACUGUGAGUUUGGUGGCAUGCGUCGCAAAGAGACGCUCCUGGUGCAUAACAUCCCCAAAUUCCGCGAGCUUCAUCGUUUGUGCUCUGGCAAACAUGUGCAUCUGGGCUGGGGCAAGGUCGGCCGUACGUGGGCAACCAGCGCCGAAACGGCCUACCCCUGGGGCCUCUGCAAGUGCAUGGCGAGCUUGCUGAAAGAUCACUUUUUGGAACUUGGCUGUCGUCAAUCUCCCAAAGCUAUCGAUGAAGGCGCACCCGCCAUCCAAGGCGCGCGUGCUUUCACUGGAGCCCAGACUCGCAAGCGCGUGCCUCCGCUGCUUAGCGAAUUCGCUUCGGUUCACACUGUCACUGUGCCUUCCAAUCUUGCCGCGUCUUUCUUGCGUCCUGGCCAAAAGCUCCCGUCUCCGUGGAAGCCCGGAGAUGAUGCUGCUUGUUCUCCGGCAAUCGAGUGCUUUCCGGCAGGCAGCCGUGUCCUUCGUGCCCAUGUGGUGCGCAAGGGGAUUGAGGUUGGCCCUAGUCCCACGGCUGUUUCCCCUAGUUCCGGUUUAGUCCCUGCAGCCCCUCGUGUGUUAGGUGCCGAGGGUUUUGCGAAGAGCAAUCUGCUGAAGCCUUCUAGCAGAAAGCGUCCUUUUGUUAAUGUUCUUGGAUGUGCUGAGGCUUCUCUCGGUCUGAAUCCUGACGAUACCGAGGUUCGAGAAGCCAUGAUGUCGGGUUCUGCCGAGCGGGUUGCUUCGCUUGUGAACAAGUUGCCUAAAGUACACCGCAAAGACUUGUCCUUGUUGCUUGACUUGCUUCCUUCAGAACCUCUUCGUUGGGAGGGCGAUGCUGGAGCGAAAUCGUUCCAAGGUGGCAGCUUUGUUCACGGCCCGAUGUGCGGGGUGCGAUCAACGACCAAGCAGUUCCCGGAAACUGUCAAGGCAAUGUGCUCUUAUGUCAAAGGCCUUUUUCCAGGUUUGGAGUUCGGAACUGUUGGGAUGUUCAGGGAUGUGUCCGCUCAGCCCCACCGGGACUCGAAUAAUGAAGUUUCCACAGACAAUGCGAUUGCUGCGCUAUCGGAUUUUUCUGAUGGCUCUGUUUGGAUGGAAGAUCCUGCGGGUGACGUCGAGCUUGAAAUCAAAGGUCGCGCAGUGAGAGGUGUUUGCAUUCCCGUCACCCAUGAAGGCUUCAGGUUCGAUGGCCGUCGCCUUCAUUGCACAAGGCCUUGGACGGGCCGGCGUGACGUCAUUGUUGCGUACAUGCCGAGGGGCCCUAAGAAACUUAAAGCUGAGCACGCCUCUUUCUUGAAGAGCCUGGGAUUUGUGCUUGAUCGAGCGGCCUCGGGGUCCCAAGCCUCGCCUGGGGACAUGACUAAGGCUGUCAUUGGUGUGUACCGGACACCAUCGCAGUUUGUUGAACAGGCAAUUAAGGUUGGGCACCCCACGCAGCUCUCUGCUCUCAUGCCUUCCGAGAUCUCCUGUGCAGUCCGGAGAAUCCAUAAAGAAGGUGAGGCCAAUGUGGCCAAGGAGCGCACCGCAACACUUCACCGGUGGGUUAGCAGAGCAGCCGACUUAGAGCCAGCCGAGCGCGCGCUAAAGGCUGACCUUCCUCAGUUUCGAAAGGAUGUUCUUAGUCCUAAACGCCUCGCUCUUUUCGAGGAGCUGUUGCUUGAAGUGGGACAUGAGGACGUUGACCUUGUCAAAGACAUUGCCCGUGGGUUUGACUUGACAGGCAAGCUGCCUAGAUCAAAUGUUUUCGCUAAGCGCUUUCGUCCUGCGGAGCAGAGUGAAUCUCAACUUCGAUCCAGCGCUAAGAGGCUGCGUGAUGGUCUCCUGGCCACGAUCAAAGCUUCGGAGGAUCCUGUGAUUGACCAAGGUGUUCUUAAGGCGACGAUGAAGGAACUUGAGCGUGGCUUCGUUGACGGACCGUUGUCUCCAGACCAGAUCCCUGAAGAUGCGUCCUUAACCCAUCGUUUCGGAGUCAUUCAGGGGAGCACUGAAGACGGUCUAAAGGUGAGGCCCAUAGACAAUUACCUGUCUUCCCAAGUCAAUGCCGCAGUCACGCAGGUUGAACAAGUCAGCGUGCACACCAUUGAUGUGGUGGCCGGGAUGCUGGCCUGUUGGUUAAAUGAGUGGUUCGUCAACGGGCGCCCAGAGCACAGCACGCCAGUGUGCAAGGCGUGGGACCUGCGCACCGCCUAUAAACAACUUCCCCUUUCGGAUUUAGCUUACGCCUUAGAUAGUUUCUUUGUGCUCUUCAACAUUGAGCGUGGGGCGAGCGAAAUCUAUCGCCAGCGGGUGCUUCCCUUCGGCUCAACAGCCAGCGUGACCAGCUUCAUAAGAACGGCUUACGCCAUUUGGAAAGUAGGUGCCGUAGGGUUGACUCUUGUCUGGAGUGAAUAUUUUGAUGACUAUCUGAAUCUUUGCGGCAAGGCUUUUGCUCGGCAUAACGACUUUGUAAUCUCCAUGUUAUUCCAACUGCUGGGAUGGGAGAUCUCGAAGGAUAAGGAGCUCAGCUACGAUGCACUUUGCGUCGUCCUGGGAGUGCAAGUGAACCUUCGUGAUGCCAAGCUCGGUUUGGCUUACUUGGAGAACACCGUGAAGAGGCGGACUGAGGCGUUGUGUGACAUUGAGCGGGCUUUAGCAACUGGUAAGCUUGAACCUAAAGAAAGUGAAAAGCUAAGGGGCCGGUUGCAGUUCGCUUGUUGCCAAAUUUUUGGCCGGCGACCAAAGGCGGCUUUGAAGUUGUUGUCGCAGCACUCCAGGCAACGCAGAUGGGACGUCAGCCAGCUCACGCGGCUCGCACUCACUCAGCUGAAAAGUUUCCUUGAAAGUUCCAAGCCCCGUCCAGUCAGGGCGCGGCGUGAAGACUUUGUCCAUGUGUAUGUGGAUGCUUCCUUCGAGCCAAACGGCCAUUGUGGUUUAGGAGGAGUAGUUUUCAGUUCUUCUGGUGAGGCGUUGUGCUGGUUUGGUCAAGCUGUUGCCCCAGUACAUGUGCAGAAGCUCUUGAAAGCUGGUGACCGCGAAAGGGAGACUGUGAUCUUCGAGCUUGAGGCGCUUGUGCUCAGCAUUUGCCUCGAGGCCUUUCGCCCGUACGUCGAGCGGAAAGGUGUUGUCAUUUUCACUGACAAUGAGGGCGUGUUCGGAAGCUUCGUCAGAGGCCAUAGUGACAAUGCUUCUUGUGCUGCCUUGAUCGACUUCUUUGCUUGCUGCGAAGAGAGCCUGGAAACGAUCUGCUGGCUAGAUCGUUCGGCUUUUAACCGUGGCUCCACGACGUUCGGUAGCUUCUUCGCGCAUGGCAUGGACAGGGAUCGCUCUUCGACGAACAAGAUGCCUAGCAAUUUUGUGUCAUGUGACCAUUGUUUGGAUGCAGGCAAAUGCAAUCAACAACAGGUCCAAUCCAACGAGCACCGGGCCGCCUGCAAGGCCACCACUGCACAGUCUGCCAGUGCCCAGGGACAGUCUGCUCAGACCGCAAGAGCUCAGCGUGAUGCAUUGUGUCAGCUUGCCAUCGACAAGGCACAGGAAAGGUUCGAUGCUAGGGCCCGCCAGAGCCAGCAACAGAACCUGCACGAGAUGGACUGA
Molecule: messenger RNA, 5133 nt
Organism: Symbiodinium sp. CCMP2592
Lineage: Eukaryota; Dinophyceae; Suessiales; Symbiodiniaceae
Source: the annotation of a GenBank genome assembly